This is a messenger RNA of Ectocarpus siliculosus, 1499 nucleotides long. The record is from the annotation of a GenBank genome assembly. Lineage: Eukaryota; Phaeophyceae; Ectocarpales; Ectocarpaceae.
AUGGACCUUCUGAGGGCCCAGGCUAAGGGCCAGGAGUUCGACGAGGCCAAGGCUCAGGACAAGAUCGAGGCGCAGCUAGAGCGAGAAAUGUGGACCGUGGCGGCAGGAAUCGCCGUUGGGGUACGGCCAACCCUCGACUCCCAGUGUGUUGGACUGGAUCGAUGACCGAUCAGAGAUAACGUGGUUGCCGGCGAAGCCUGUGGAGAAGGUUGACCUCGAGGAGCUCGGAGUAGUAAAUUCGCCAUAAAAGCACCACCAGCGCAUGGGGUCGAAGCCUUGCUCCGAAGCAAAAGCGGGGUUCGAAGCAGCAGUAGCAGAUAAUGAGUCGAUGUGCUUCCCCUUUCUCUGGAACGUUCCGUUCAAGAAAUUAGCCAAUCUCUCUCUCUCUCUCUCUCUCUCUACUUUCGGUCAGAAGUAUGUAGCCGUAGCAGCUUUUACCUGAGUUUAGCAAGAAAGAAGCCUGAUCGUGUGUUCUGGAGCUUAGAGGAAGGACGUUCGCCGGGGUCGGGGAAAAUACACGUUUGUGAAGCAUCCUUAAGCGACGUGACUGCCGCCACUCGAGAGCACAAGAGACAAGCCCAGAGGGACGGAUAACGGCGCGAUUAUUAGACGGACUCCCGUGUGCAGGCAACCCAGUCUACUAGAUGUGGACCCGCUUGUUUUUCUUGUUUUUUCUCCUGAACGGCGGUUGUCUGAAGCAUUGUUGGUCAAGCCGACCCUCGGUUACCACCCGGAUGUAAGGAUUCGAACGGCACAGCGAGAACGAGACUCUCUGUCGUUAACAUGUUGUAGCUCCUUGUCCAGCGCAAGUUGCAGCAGCGUAGUAGUGUUGGUUCGGACAAUCGCGGCCGUAGAGUCUGCUUUCCUCUUCCCGUGUCCUAUUUUUGCUUUCAACAUGUCCGGGUGUACGGUGCCGGAAUCGAAUAUUCAGACAAGUCGGUCGUCUUACAAAACAACCCCAGGCGUUCGGCCGAUAAAUAGCGUAGGCUGCUUGACUAUCUUGCUUAUUUCGCUGGCAAGAUGGUGAUGCCGGCGGCGUGCGACGGAUGAUGUGUGUAUAGUCGGACGAGGCUGUCGAGAGGCGAAGUGCGAUGGACAAUCUACUUUGCCGAGGGCCCGCGCUGCGAUUGAGGUAGAUGCGUGAUAGAGACAUGAACAAGAGAGGAGACGCGCUGCUUUAUUUCACGAGUGCCGCUGUGUUUUGGUAGAGGUGUGAUCGGAGAAAUUUCGGUUCUGGGGGUGCCGUAGACAUGACCCGAUUGGGCUUUAGAGCGAGCAAAGGCACGUUGUGGGGCAGAUAUAAUAUGCAUAGUAAUCGGUUCAAUUUUGUUCGUGGGGAUUUUGGUGUCUGUACUGAUGUUGGCGGGAGAGGAAGGGUAUGAUUGGCCCCCGUUAAAAAAUCAAAGCGGUCUCUGCCAAGCUUUAGAUCCGUCCACGCUUCCGUACCACCACACCGUUGAUGGGUUUGUUGGGAAAUGGAUCAUUCAUCCCGUCAAACA